This is a messenger RNA of Effrenium voratum, 1917 nucleotides long. The record is from the annotation of a GenBank genome assembly. NCBI's taxonomy places the organism in Eukaryota, Dinophyceae, Suessiales, Symbiodiniaceae.
AUGGAAGCAUCAGCCCUGGCGAGGCACCCCUUCCAGGACGAGUCCUCCUUAGCCAUCGCCAAUGCCCGCUACCAGUGGCCGUCCAGUCCCGAGCACUCCGAGAAGCUGCGGGACCUGACGCUCUGGCUCUUGGCGCGGGACCUUUCGAUGUUCGGUUUUCGCUUCGAUCGGACCCGUCACGGCCCAUGGCUCGCGAUGACGCCCGGUUUCACCCCCAUGGAGAUGCCGGAGCGGGCAGCAUCUUUGCUGUGCAGCCUGCUGGUGCUCGUGUUGUGUCUUCUCAAGGGGCUUCACAAGCUUUGGCAGCAUCGCCAGCAGAUUGCAGCCGCGCUGCGGAAGUUGCCGCAGAAUUGCAGCAGGCUGAAGCGCAGGUGUGGUCCAGAGAUGUUGCGGAGCGAGGUGUCCAAACUGCAACUAGAUUUUGCCCGACCAUACCUGGGCAUUAUGGCAGCAUUCAUGUGCAUAUCUGUGCUGUCGGCCCAAGCUCGGAUGAGGUGGGGCCCAGAGCAGAACCUGCAAUUGAGGUUUGUUGCAUCCAAUGUAUCCAUAUGGAAUCGGAUUGUCUUGGCCUUGCUUAUUGCUGUUGCACUUUGGGUGCCUUGCGCAUUGACCGUGAGAACGCUGGACCUUUGGAACUUCAUCUUCAACCUCCACGUUCUGGUGUUUCUGUCUCCAAGCUCGAUGCCUAUUUUUGCGGUGUUCGAGGCUAGGUUAUUCAGCCUUCUCAUAAUUCAGUUGCCUUGCAUGAUCUAUGUACAGAACAUGCUUGUGGCAUUGUUCGGCUACCUAUGCGUCGCGCUGUGUGUCAUUUUGCGCUCUUUGACUGCCGACCCUGAAACAUCCGCCAACACCUUGCUUGGACAUACGCAUGCCGUCGUCGCAGCGGAAGUCGUCCUUUUUCCAGCCAUCUUCGCGCUGGUGAGCGUUGUGCACAAGAUGUUUCAGAAGAAAGUGGAGGCGCGCAUUCGGGAGAGCGAUGCCACUUCUCAGCUUGAUGCGGCCUCUGCCUUGCUUCGUUUGACCUGUGAUGCGGUCAUCGAGCUGGACAGCGAGCUACGACUCAUGGAUCACUGUCCGAGGCUGGCGGGCCUUCUGCUCCGUGGUGCCUCCUUGCAAGGCGUGCGCUUCACGGACCUGAUUUCAAGAGCAGAAGCAGCGCGGGCGGAAGAUCUGCUGGGCAAUGCGCAUAUUGAUAGCACCUGCUCUUUUGCCAAUGCCUUCCACACGCAUUUGGUGGAUAGCUGUGCCAGCAAGUUUCGCACUGAGGUGUUCCAGGUGAAGUAUCAGAUGUCCAACAAUGAGGUAAGGCACUUGAUCGGUCUGCGGGAUUUUACGGAUGUGAAGUCAUUGUCCGGAUGCAAAGCGACUGAUUCCAUGAGUGAUGCUGUCCAGGAUAAGUUUGGUCCAUACACAGAGUUCGACACUCAGAAUGGAGGCCCUAGUUCCAUAGCUUACCUUGAGAGCCCUCGCGACAGUAGUCGCAGCAGUCACCAGAGCCAGAGCAGCUACGCAAUGAUCGAAUCUGAAGCUGAGUGGACAGCAGACAAGCGUGACAUUCCAGAGCAUGGAGUCGUGGAGCAGGUGAUCGAAUUGAAGAGGAAGAAUAUCAUUCUCGAGUUGGACAUGCGAGCCAUGCUGGUUUCUGCAGCGUGUGCUCCAGUGACCGCGCUUGUUGGUCGACCCCUGCAGGACGUGUUCAUGAACGAUUACACAGUGGACUUGUGUCAUAGGCUACUAGCUCAUGCUCGGCAACUUCCCUUUAUUCCGGACACGGCUGUGAGCUUUGAGCACAUGCCCAUUUUUUGCGCUCCUCGGGUGAUUGAAGCCACAGGAACCAUGCAUGUGCUUCAGACAGGCUCAGCUGGCUUGAGAGUGAUUCUUAUUUUUUGGUCUGUUGUUGAUCGGAUCCGGCUAUAG